AUGGCUGACGCAGCGAAAAAUGCUUUGAGCUCAAUUUUCGAUAAGACCAAGGACGUUUUGUCCACGGCAGCUGAUGCAACAAAAGGAUACGCUUCCCAGGCUCAGCAGGCCAUCGGAAAAAUUAUCCCCGGAGGCAACCAAGAAUCAGAUCCGAAUGCUGCUGUCGCUGCUGCUCAGGCCGCCAAUGCUCAGCCAGGAGCUGAAUCUAUCCCUCCUCAACAAUAA
Caenorhabditis bovis is the source of this 225-nucleotide messenger RNA. The record is from the annotation of a GenBank genome assembly. Lineage: Eukaryota; Metazoa; Nematoda; Chromadorea; Rhabditida; Rhabditidae.